Molecule: messenger RNA, 639 nt
Organism: Cladophialophora carrionii CBS 160.54
Lineage: Eukaryota; Fungi; Ascomycota; Eurotiomycetes; Chaetothyriales; Herpotrichiellaceae
Exons: 1
Coding region: 1-639 (212 amino acids)
Source: RefSeq, a predicted model, not a curated record
AUGUCAUACCUCCCCAGGCAAGCCACUACCCUUACUGGGGGCUGUUAUUGCAAAGCAAUUCGGUACAGCAUCAAUGUUCCCUCGUGGGAAGACCGGCCCACAGUCCCUGGCGCCCUCGAUACCCCCGUGUCAGCCACCGAAACAGUCCAGACUCGGAUGCCCAUGGUAGACAUCGACCACUGUAACAGCUGCCGGAGGCAAGCCGGGUGCCUGGUUCAAUGCUGGUUCAUAGCACCAAUUGACUGGGUCGAGUGGGAUCUCGUCCCCAACGACGGCUCUCAUGGUGACGUCCUUCAUCUGUCCACCUCUGAGGCAGUCGGACCACCCAGUCAGGAUAAGAGAUUGCCUCAGACCUUUGUGUCACGGUUCGGUUGCACAGAGAGAGCCACGCGAUCGUUCUGUUCCCGGUGCGGCACCAACCUUUCGUAUAUCAACCACGAGUACCUGAGCACCCCGAUGGCAUUCGUCGACGUCAGUGUCGGCAGCCUUGACCCCGACUCUCUGAGGAUGGCAAAGGUAGACCGACAUGGAUGGUGGGAAUCUGGGGUUGAUUGGAUCAAGACCCUGCUCAGCAAAGGAGAUGGCGGCUUCAUGAUCAAGCAUCAGACGGGAGACGUGACUCGGUCGGUUGAGGGCUGA